AAACUAGCAAAUCUGUGACGUUUAGUUUUAAAAACGUGUAGAAUGUUUCUGGACAGUGUCGAUUUUUGUUAUUAGUAAUUGAAUAAGAACAUUGACAACUUAGAGUAAAUGAUUUCGCAUGAGUUGGUUUCUUCGCUUUCUGAAACAAAGCUGGUAAACGUGCGAGAUCUAGCGGUAUUGUCCGUUGAGAAUGAUCUGAAAAUGAAGGAGGCCGGUUCAUCACAGGUUAUUCGAUUUAAGCGGCAGCACGAAUUCUUUGAGGAUGGAGACUUGAGCCGUCAUUUCUACAUUCGGGAUGUUCUAACAAGCAUUGGAAAAGUGAAAGAAACAAGCAAGUUGUCUUUGUUCUGUUGCCAAACUGCUGGUUGCAGUCAUGUUUUUGACACCUUGGAGUCUUAUGAGCAUCAUUAUAAUACCAUGCACAGGAAUGUGUGUACUACUUGCAAACAUUUCUUCCCAACUGCUAGACUUCUUGACAUUCACAUCUUCGAGUGUCAUAAUUCUAUAUUUGAAAUCAUGGCCGGAAAGGGCAACAUGUAUCAGUGCUUGGUGGAAGGAUGUGCAGAAAAUUUCAAAAAUAGUAUGGAGCGGGAAAAUCACUUGGUCACAAUGCACCUUUACCCGUCUGAUUUUCACUUUGACAAAACCAAAAAAUCAAGAAGUAAGAAUAACCAAAACCUGAUUUCAAGAAAAGACGCAUCCAUGGAUAUUGUGACUGGAGAAGACUCUUGUGUGGAAUCCAUGGAGAUAGGUGUUGUAAGAUUUGAAGAUAAGUCCUCUGAGAGCCUCCCACCUACAAAGAUACCUUCAACUUGCUUACAUACAAAAUACAGGAUCCCUUCUACUAUUUGCUUUGGUCAAGGAGCAGUGAGAGGAUUCAGCUUCAAAAAAUGAUGAUAUGAUCUAUAUUUAUAUUUUUUUUAGGAAAGCCUAUUGUGCAUAUUUUAUCCUUCUUAUGGAGGUUACAUAUGUUUGAAUGUAGCUAUGGCUGUGGGCAAGUGUAAUAAAGCCUUUUUAUAAUGGAUGUUUGACUAAUACCAUGCUGCCUGAUUAAAAAAAUACGUUGGUAAACCAUUGAGUUGCAAAUAAAAAAAACUACAAUAAAA
Molecule: messenger RNA, 1106 nt
Organism: Xenopus tropicalis (tropical clawed frog)
Lineage: Eukaryota; Metazoa; Chordata; Amphibia; Anura; Pipidae
Gene: znf511
Product: zinc finger protein 511
Exons: 6
Coding region: 109-894 (261 amino acids)
Source: RefSeq, a predicted model, not a curated record